Pungitius pungitius (ninespine stickleback) is the source of this 2048-nucleotide messenger RNA. Its product is annotated as fibroblast growth factor 20-like. Gene Ontology annotation, cellular component: cytoplasm. The transcript is spliced from 3 exons. Bases 346 to 1029 code for a protein of 227 amino acids. Lineage: Eukaryota; Metazoa; Chordata; Actinopteri; Perciformes; Gasterosteidae. The record is from RefSeq and is a predicted model, not a curated record. Gene Ontology annotation, biological process: fibroblast growth factor receptor signaling pathway; positive regulation of protein phosphorylation; cell differentiation. Gene Ontology annotation, molecular function: growth factor activity; fibroblast growth factor receptor binding.
ACCUGAAGUGCUCUGGAGCAAAGGGGAGUAUCCCGAUGUGGGGAGGAUAGCGAGAGCGGACAGGGGGCUGGAGAGAGGGAUAAAUAGCAGUAGAAGAGUGGAGGAAGAAGCACUGGCUGCUGCACCUGGGACUAUCUGCAUCCAUCAACAUCUAGCGCAGGAUUUAAAUCUUUUCUGGUGACUGCGCCAAAACGCGCGCUCAUUGGGUAUUUUCUCAGCCAACGCGUCCAACUUUUCUUUUUCUCCUCACCACGGGCUGCUCCUCGUUCGCUGGUUCGCACCCCAUCAAUUGGAUCUUGACUUGGACUCCUCCUGCUGUGAGCCGGAUCGGCUGUCGUUUCUGUAAUGGGGGCAGCGGCGGAGGUCGGGGGCUUCCUCAACGCAUUUGUGGACAGCUUUGGCCCCGCGGGCGCCGCUGCGGCUCCCGUUGGCUCUCAUUUCUUUCUCACCCCAGCCGGGGCGGUGGACUACAACUCGUUGACAGGACUGAUGAUGGGGGGACAUGGGCAGCAGCAGGAGAACCUGGUUUCGGCAGAAAGCCUGUCCCAUAGCCUGGCGGACCUCAGCCACCUGAAGGGGAUUCUGAGGCGCCGGCAGCUCUACUGCAGGACCGGCUUCCACCUGGAGAUCCGUCCCGACGGCACCGUGCAGGGCACCAGGAAGGACCACAGCAGAUUCGGUAUUUUGGAGUUCAUCAGUCUAGCUGUGGGACUGGUAAGCAUUAGAGGGGUGGACAGUAGCCUCUACCUUGCCAUGAACAGCAAAGGAGAACUAUAUGGAUCGGAGAAGCUGUCAGCAGAAUCCAUUUUUAGGGAGCAAUUUGAAGAAAACUGGUACAACACAUACUCAUCCAACAUCUACCGGCAUGGAGAAAAGGGUGCAUUUUACUUUGUUGCUUUGAACAAAGAUGGGACAUCUAGGGAUGGAACGAGGUCGAGACGACAUCAGAGGUUCACCCACUUCCUACCGAGGCCUGUAGACCCGGAGAGAGUACCGGAGCUAUACAGGGACAUACUGGGCCAGAGUUGAGACUGACGCUGCGUUAGCAUGAGCCGGUCAGAGCCAGAAAGGCAACCCAAGUGCAUCUAAUCCCAAACCCUUCUUGAGUGAGAUGGAAGAUCCUUUUGAUAUGGGGAUCACAAAAAGUGCACUGAAUAAACACUCCCCACCAGCGGCACGGAGGAAGGAAAGAGACCCUCUAUUAACCGGGGAGUUUGACUUAGUACCAGGGAUCUUCUGUGGAUGCUGACGAGGUCCCUUGACACACAUCUGGGCCCCUAAUAUUGCCCAUUUAUUGGCUCUGGAGGCUAAACAGGUGACUUUGGAUUUGUUUAAGUUCCCUUGCAAGUCCAAACAUGCAUGUUCAAGAGGAUAAAAGUGUGGCACCUAAUAAGUGAGAUUAACAGCUUGCUGCUAGUACAUUGCUUUUUACUGCUGUGGCUGAUGAGUCUUGUCAAUUACACUGUUUUAAGUAGUAUUCAAAACACUGUGGCUGCUAAGCAAAUGAUUGAUUAAAAAUGCUUAAUCCACUGGCUGGUUUACACUAAAAGGUAGCUUCAUGCACUGGAAAUCGGCCAUGUCUGUGUGGAGAAAUGUACCAGAGAGCUGGGGGAAGCUCCGUUGACGUUCAGACUUCUGAAACAUUUUUGGAAGGAUACUCCUUUGAAACGGCUCCAAAGACAGAGAGGCUGCUCAGAUCAUGUGACUUUUCAUGAGGAACAAGCAAAGAAGGGCAGAUCCAAUGGAGUUUCAUAAGGACUUCUUCUGUGGUGUCCUUCUACGGAAUACCGCGUGUUCUGUGGUGGACUCCAGAGACGCAUUCAAGGACCCAGUGAAGGAUUUCUCUUCCACUAACUGCGUGUCAAGCAACUAACGUUAGCAGAUGACCGUCAAAGACACCUUUACAAACCUGUUGACAGAUUGUAUUCUUAUUUAUACGUCUUUGUUUCCUAGGACAUACAUAUAUUUAUUUCAAAUAUUUAUUUAUUGUCAGAAUAUAUUUUUACAAGUAUGAGAUCAAAUAAAAAAAGAUAUCCAGAACAAGCCAU